This is a messenger RNA of Argiope bruennichi, 489 nucleotides long. RefSeq names its product integumentary mucin C.1-like. Bases 1 to 489 code for a protein of 162 amino acids. The transcript is spliced from 2 exons. Lineage: Eukaryota; Metazoa; Arthropoda; Arachnida; Araneae; Araneidae. The record is from RefSeq and is a predicted model, not a curated record.
AUGCAUUACAAUGCAUUGUCCCAGCAAGAGAAUCAAUCAUCUGGUGGUUUAAAAUUUAAACCACCAGAUGAUUUGAUUACUACUACUUGCCCUAUUACUACUACUUGUCCUACUAAUACUACUACUUGUUCUAUUACUACUACAACUUGUCCUCCUACUACUACUUGUCCUAUUACUACUGCAACUUGUCCUCCUACUACUACUUGUCCUCCUCCUCCUACCAGUACUACUACUUGCCCUAUUACUACUACUUGUCCUACUAAUACUACUACUUGUUCUAUUACUACUACUACUGAUACUACUUUCCCUACUACUACUGCUACUAUUUCCCUACUACUACUGCUACUAUUGCCCUACUACUACUAUAAUCUGUCCUAUUACUGCUACAACUACUUGUCCUCCUCCUCCUCCUAUUAUUUGACCUUCUACUACUACUACUUGUCCACCUCCUACUACUACUUCCAUAGGAAGAUUUUGUUGUUUAUAUAG